Messenger RNA from Coregonus sp. 'balchen', 2791 nucleotides. The record is from the annotation of a GenBank genome assembly. Lineage: Eukaryota; Metazoa; Chordata; Actinopteri; Salmoniformes; Salmonidae.
GGAAGGAAGAGGCUUGAAGAGAACACAUAGAAGACGCUUGUGACAGCUGAGGUCAGAUGACGGGAAUGACCAAACAAUGGACAUAAUGGAUGAAACGGUACUGUAUGUUUAUUUGAGAGGACACGGGAGGAGAGAGGCAGGAGAGAGGAGGUGUGGUAUGUAUGAGAGGGAAAGAGGAAACGUGGCAGGGACAGAGACAGUUCACAUUAACUAUUUAUAGGAGAACAUGCAUGUCUGUUUCUGUUAUUGCGCAUGCGUGUGAUAAUGUCAAGUGGGGAGUGUGUGUGUACUGUGCAUGUAAGAAUAUAGCUAUAAGUACAAGCACCUGUGCUGUACAAAAUUCAGCAUAAUGUCUGAAUGGUAGUAUACAGAGCAGAGGCAUUAUGAACUUUAAUCUUGUAUGGGAUGUUGUUCCAUGUGAUAUUUUAGAAAAUGGUGGCACUGAGUGUGGAGGAUGGCCCGUGGACAGGAUGUGCGGUUCUCUUCCUGCACUCCUGUCCCGCAGUGAACCUGCUCUCUCUCUACAAAGACCAGCAGGGCAAGUUCAGCGUCUUCAAAGUCCUCAAGCUGACACUCACAGGUGAGCCACAUCAGGCCAUCCGGUCUCCAGCUCGCGUGGGGAGCAUGCUGAGCAUUGGUUGAGGCAGAUGUAUUAUUGAUAGAAAGAAAAGCUUGGUGGUCAUGGGGAGUGAAAAAGGGGCUUGUGUUGCAGGGUGACCUGCUUAUCGACUGAGGGGAUGAAUAUAGUUAAAAGCUUAUGAAAAACUGCUGUCACAUAAACGCAGGGAGAUCUUUUAGGAAGUCAUAACACGGUUGAGCUCAGAGCUCUGCCUGGACCAGAGUAGUGGAGGGAGACACAGUCAGGUUAUAUUUGUUUUAUGGUCACUGUGGAAAACAUGACUAUUGUGCCAGUGAAUUGCUAUGGUUACCUCUAACCUCCUACCUUUGACCUUACCUGACCUGUGUCCCAGACUCGGUGGGGGGGCUGGAGGGGUACGAGAUCCUGAAGCUGCACGAUGCAGAUCCUCUGCUGGGUGUGGAGUUGAAGUUUGUGGAUGCGGCUGCGUGCCGCAGGUUCCUGCAGAGCUAUGGCUCCGGUGCCGUACAACAGUCCCUCACCCAGCACACCUGCCGCCUCCUCGGCCCACAGGAGCUUGCCGUGGAAACCCAGCUCAAAGCCGGGACGCACACUUUGGACUUUUGUCUGGACGAUCUGGAGCUUUGUCUGCAGCACAUCCACCAGUCACAGGUAAUAUACUAUAUACAGGUUAUAAUCCAUAUAUAAUGGUGUUGUUACUGGUAAUAUAUGAUAAACAGAUCACAAUAUAUAGUGUAUACCUGUCAGGUGCUCUGCUGUGCCUUAUGUCUUAUGACUCACUAUGAGGUGUUCUAAAUGUUGAUGUCACUUCCUGUCAGCCGGGGCGCCUACGGCAUGAUGAGAUUGCUGAGCUGGAGCAGCAGCUGCAGAGCCAGGCCUUGGGUCACGUACCCCAGCCACCCACCCUUACACAGGGAGAGCCCCCCGUGCCCAGCAACUGUUUCCUGUUCCAGAAGAGGGUGUUUGGUGAGUUGGCUCUGACUGCCAUGGCUGCUUCUUAUCAUCAGUGGGGGUUCAGCGGGGAGCUGGGACUCUAUGUCCCCUGGGUCCUCUACAUUCAUACACUGGCAUAGAACAGUGUUUCUCACCUCUCGGUCAGUAGACCACCACUGGUCUAUGGAAGGUUAUUGACCUGUGCCUCAAAUAGUUUGAUGACACUUUUAGUCAGCUCAAGUGCUGGUUUUAAUCUAAGUGGUCCUUUGAGGAAGAGGACCAUUAUAGCUUGCCCAAUCUCUGGUAUAGAGGACACUCAUUAUGGGUCAUCUAGUACACCCGGGACAGCAGGGUAGCCUAGAGGUAAGAGAGGAGGGCCAGUAUCUGGAAGGUUGCUGUUGUUUUUUACUUACUUACACCACGUCUUACAUGCAGGGCCAUAUAUAGACUCUGGAUACAUGUCUCUAACAGCCCCUCCCACUCUGUCUCCUGACCUAUCAGAGGACCGCAUGCUGGCGGCAGGGGGACCUGCAGCGGUUCUCCAACGGCGUUGGGCGGGACUGGAGGAAAGUGGGGCGGGCCUUGGGCAAGAAUUGCCGUGCGCUGAAGGGGCCGGCCAUAGACAACCUGGCCUACGAGUACGAGAGGGAGGGGCUGUACGAGCAGGCCUAUCAGCUGCUGAGCCGCUUCAUCCAGGCGGAGGGGAGGGCAGCACGGCUGGGCCGGUUGGUCAGAGCACUGGAAGAAAGCAAACUCACCAUCCUGGCUGAGAACAUUUUGGACAUCCAGCCCCGGGAGUGACACUGUCUGUCACACUGUCUGGGGGUGUGUGUUGGCCUAUGUGUGUAUGUGUGAAAGAGUGGUAACGUGUGGGUGGCAUUGCUUGUGUGAGCAGAAACGUGUGUGCACCAACUUACCUAGGUGCUACCAUGUGUCUGUUCUGUGUGAGCUUUGGGUCUGUGAGCUUGAUUGUAUGUUUUUUUAUUUGAGUAAAAAUGUUUUACUUCUUACAAAACCAAUAGUUCUCAUAAUUGCUAUAUCAAGUCAUUGUUGUCUCUGGUUGGAGAGCAAACUGAAAUCACUGUGGCCUUUUCUUCUUCCGCUUUAAACCCAACCCCCUUUCUCCACCACAGACUGGACCAUUCAUGGAUUUGGUCAUUCUACCAAUAACCAUUAGUUAUUACAAAAACUAGAUUGAUAUUGAACAAUUUGUAAUGGUAUUGGGGAAUAUUUGUUCCGAAAUCCAAAUAAAGUGUUGGG